This is a messenger RNA of Rodentolepis nana, 1011 nucleotides long. Lineage: Eukaryota; Metazoa; Platyhelminthes; Cestoda; Cyclophyllidea; Hymenolepididae. The record is from the annotation of a GenBank genome assembly.
AUGAUUGGCAGUCUGGACCUAUUUAAAUGGAGUCAAACCAACAUGAGAACUACAAUCAUUCUCAGUCAGUUUGCUGAUUUCGUGGAUGCCAUCAAUACUGCAGAUGUGGCAACAUUGCUGAAAGUGCGUUCAUCAAAUGCUUCGUGUAAUUUAUCACCAAAAGUUCACAAAUUCUGCAAAACAUGCGGCUUGCAACAACUCCACAAAUACGAUAAUACCAUCACCAAAAUAUACGGAGGUAGAGAAUCUGUGCCUCAUUCAUGGCCGUGGAUGGCGGGCUUAUUCUUAGUGAAUAAUAAACUCCAUACCAUCCUUCGACGUCAAUUGCGUCCACAGAUGGUUUGUGGCUCGACUUUGAUAUCUGAAAAACACGCCAUUACAGCAGCCCAUUGCCUCAGAAACAGUCUAAAAAAUAUACACAUCGUGGAGAAGCAGUGGUAUUUUAUCAAGAAAACGCAGAGUUUGCUUUUUUUUCUGCGUUUUGGCGAUCACCAAUGCGAUGAUCAGUACUUUGAACCCCAAGUUGAUAUCCCCGUGCUGCGUUUUAUGAUCUACAAAUCUGGUGUUGACGGUCUUGAUGGAGAUGUGGCGAUUCUCGAACUUGAACAACCUGUGGAAUUCACACCCGAGAUACAUCCCGUGUGCCUACCACCGCCGAAUUUAAAUCUCGAGGAAGGAACAAAAUGCGUUGCUGCAGGUUGGGGAUUAAUAAGUAAAACUCCACCCAUAAUGGCUCCAAAUCUUCAAGAAGUUGAAAUCGUAAUUGCAUCUCCUGCUAAGUGCCUCGGUGAAAGUCCAGCCUUCAGGUUGGAUAUGCAAGUUUGCGCUUUCAAUUCCAAAACGAGUGUUCUUAACGGUGACAGUGGAAGUGGUCUCUACUGUAAAAUCCACCCAGACGACCAACAAUGGUACCUCUAUGGAACAACAAGCUACACCCUUUGGCCAAACGGUUUAAGUGGAUUUUCUCGUGUGCCUUACUACGUGAAAUGGAUUCACGAGAACAUCAAAUAA